Molecule: messenger RNA, 4246 nt
Organism: Thamnophis sirtalis
Lineage: Eukaryota; Metazoa; Chordata; Lepidosauria; Squamata; Natricidae
Source: RefSeq, a predicted model, not a curated record
AGUGGAACCGGCGCGAGCGGACGCUUGGAGGGCCCGCUGCUGCCAGCAGGGACGGGAGCGAUGUUGCUGGCGGCGCGGGCCGAGUAUCUCGCGCCCUGGUGGACGUCGUGGUUACACGGGCUCCCCCAUUUGAGCUUCAGCCUGCGACCCGUGCCCAACGCCUUCCGCCCGAGGGACGACGACUACCAGCAGUCCUUGAUCCUCUUGGCUCUGACCGGAGUUCUAUUCUUGGGUCUCAACCUGGUUUUCCUUGGCAUCUAUCUCAUCUGCCUAUCUUGCUGCAAGAAGAGGGAAGAGUCGGAGACUAAGAAGCCCAAUUCUUGUUGCAUCACCUGGACUGCUGUGGUAGCUGCUCUCAUGUGUUGCGCCCUUGAUAAUGCUAAUCAUACCCUCUCAGGGGUUGAUUCACUGGUCUCAGGCACUAGGACACAGAUGAAAAUAGUUCUGGAGCAGCACGUGGCCCGCCUGAAUGAGAUAUUUGCAACCCACAGUGAAUAUGUACAAACGCUGAAAUUCAUGCAGCAGAUGGCAGACAAUAUUGUGCUGCAACUGUCAGGGCUUCCCGUGUGGAGUGAUGUCACUGUAGACUUGUCUAUGAUUGCCAAUGAUGUCAGCUAUGUAGAAUAUUAUAGAUGGCUCUCUUACCUCUUGCUGUUCAUUCUGGACUUGGUGAUUUGCCUUAUUGCUUGCCUGGGGCUGACUAAGCACUCCAGAUGUCUGCUCAUUACGAUGCUGUGCUGUGGACUUUUCACACUUUGUCUCAGCUGGGCUUCCUUUGCAGCCGAUGUUUCAGCAGCAGUGGGUACCAGUGACUUUUGCGUGUCUCCAGAUAAAUUCAUUCUGAAUAUGACAAAAAGUGACCUCAGUGCAGAAAUCGUACAGUACUACCUGUAUUGUAGACAGAGUCCGACCAGCCCCUUUCAACAGGCCCUGACUAUUUACCAGCGUUCUCUCACAACCAUGCAGAUCCAGAUUCAGGGUCUUGUGCAGUUUGCAGUGCCUUUUUUCCCUACAGCCAAAAAAGACCUGCUUGAUAUGCAGAAGUUACUGAACUACUCUGAAAUCAACCUCCACCAGCUGACUGCCAUGCUGGACUGCAGGGGCCUUCACAAGGAUUACCUGGAUGCCUUGGUUGGGAUCUGCUACGAUGGGGUGGAAGGCUUGCUCUACCUCACCCUCUUCUCUCUGAUGGCUGCUGUAUCCUUCUCCACCAUCAUAUGUGCCAUGCCUCGAGCCUGGAAACAUUUAACCAGCAGGGAUCGGGAUUAUGAUGACAUAGACGAAGAAGACCCCUUCAACCCACAGGCUCGACGUAUUGCUGCCCACAAUCCCAACCGUGGGCAACUCCGUAGUUUCUGUAGCUACAGUAGCAGCCUGGGCAGUCAGACAAGCCUUCAGCCUCCUGCCCAGACCAUCUCCAAUGCACCAGUGUCUGAGUACAUGAACCAAGCUGUGCUCUUUGGUGGGAAUCCACGAUAUGAAAACGUCCCCCUGAUUGGAAGAGGAUCACCUCCCCCCACGUAUUCUCCAAGUAUGCGAGCCACCUAUCUUGCGGUUAAUGAUGAUUUCCGGCGACAGCCUAGCAACGAAUUUCCAGCCUAGCACUCAAAUCAUAGAGAAGAAGCCACCCACAAUGCUAUAGUGAAACCCAAUAAUAACUGAAGGCACAUAGACUGCUGGGAAUAAGAUUGCUUCCCUAGCAAACUGGUCAGGUGUUCAAAGGUGUUGAAAACAGAUCAGCUGAAGAAAACCCCUGCUGGCAAUCCAGGUACUCUUCCAAGGAUUAUCCUUGUGUGCUUGAUUGGCAGCUUUUCUUCUUCCAAUAUUAUGUCUUCCUCUGUUGCAGACCCAGGAUGGUACCCGGAUCCUCCAUCUAAUGAGCUAAGGGUCAGAGAUCUAUUGAUUUCCUGCUCAUUUCCUGUCACUACUACAGUGGCCUCCCCAAACUUUGUUUUCUUAUAUUGGGGGAAGCCGGGAGAUGUGAAAUUAGAAUAAGGCCUGCCACGGGUUUGCAAUUAACGCUAUAAGUCCUGUUUCCUUUCCUUCUACACCAACUUCAGGGCAGUUUUGUUCAUCCCUGAUAGGGUGGUUCCGUCUUCCUUUUUGUUUUAUUAAGGCAGAUAAUAAGACCAGUACACUGUACAAGUAAAGUGAACACUUGACACCUGGUGUACAAUGCUAACCUCAGAGAAAGGGAGCAGGGGUUGCCAUGAGAGAAGAUGCUCCUCACUCCUGAAUCACAUGCAAUGCUGACAGAAGAGUGAAUUUUUAGUGUCCUCUGAAGAGGCCUCUGCACAUAACUUACUGUUGGCUUGGCACUGUAUCAUCCAUCAUCCUUUUUGAUAGAACCUGUUUGGCAUUUUGUGAUACAAAAGUCCAUGCACAAUAUUACCACUUGUCACUCUUUUACAUCAAGAACUGACAUGAACUUCACCAACUCCUGUUUAUUUGGUUUGCUAUUUUUUUAAGUCUAUGUUUUAUAUUAGCUAUCCAAAGGACAUAAUUUUUGUGUCUGUUUUUAUAGUUUUCUGUUAUUAAGGAUUACACCUUUUUUAUGUACUUUGCAAACCAACUUCUGAUUUUGGCACUGGUUUUUUUUCCCCCAAAGGGGAAUUAAAAGUAUAGGCGAAAAUUAACCUUCCAAGAUAAUGUAUUUGUAUGGCAAAUGCUGACAUAUUCAAAAAUACAUUUUUCUUACUAUGUGAGGGAAUCAAAAAUACCAGGGUACGUUGGAUUGGGCUGAAUUGGCUACUCUAAUACACACAUAACCUUGAAAAGGUGACAGUACAGUUUCUUCCGAAUAAUGUCUUGCUUUUGCCAUCCAUGAAAGAACUGCAAUAUCAUGAAAUUAGGAACCGUUCAUAACUUACAUUGUUACUUGCACACAUUUGGCUCUUGUUAGGACAAGUCCUAUCAUUGGGCCUUGUGAGGCAAGUUUCAGAUUCCCCAGAUCAAGACCAAAGAGAAAUCCCUUGCUUCACACAGCUUGGCGAGAUUGCUAAUCAGGCCUAAACUCAGAAGUCUUUCAGAUAGUCUAAUUUUUUAAAAGAUUCUUCCUUGCAAACUAAACUGUAGCCAGACUGCUGUAAGCAGUCAGUUUCUCUCUGUCACUGUGAGAUGUAGUUUCCUUCUCAUAGCCACUGCUGUUCUUUCUGCCUUUCCCACUGUUUUUUAUCCCGCUCUUCGUGUCCUUGAAGUAGAACAGCUGUUGACGUAUGUUGCCCUGAGAACUGCUGGCUCUCAUUUUAUCUCAGCCAGCAGGAGAUGAGCAAUGACAAAGUGUUGGAGGUUAAAACAGUGCCAGGCGGUUUGUCCUUUCUCUCAGCAGCCAUUUUGGACUACCAGUGUUAAGAUUUAUUUUCCAGUCUAGUCACCAUUUGUAUGAGCAAUCACAGGCAGGAGAGACCGUCAUAUCAUUCCCUCAGGUAACGAAGAUCUUGUGGGCUUUUCUGAAACAGAAUCCGAUUCUUGUAUCUUCUAUUGGAGAGAGAAAGUAAAAGAAAUAAAAACAUUUCGACAGAAGGCAUUCCAAGGAGAUGAGAAGCACUGAAGGAAGGAAAUCAAAGUAGAGUAUGUCAAAUUGAAGUAUCAAAGCCUCUUACUGGUGUGAUUUUAACUUUUGCCAAAAGCAACUCCUUUUAAAGUUAACAAGUUCCAUUUCUUGGGUUAUGUUUACCUUUUUAUACUUAGGCAUAGUUGGAAGUGAAAGCAAUAUGUGAGCACUUUCUUGGAAACAUAAAACAGGUGGGUUUCCUCAACUAAAUUCAAAGAACUCAGAAUAUCUUCACAGACUGCUGAAAAUGCGUUUUUCCAGUGGUGUCAACAUAAUAUUUGGACAAUUUGCACAUUGUUCAAAAUUGCCACUGACAACCACUACAGUGUUAACAACUGCAUAGGUAGAGAGUUGCCUCCAAGAUGCAUAAUGUGACAUGGAGAUUUUUAAUUACUUGACAACAAUUACAUACUGUGUCUUUCUAUCAAGGAUAACUUGUACCUAUCAUGUAUGGCGACAUAAUUUAUAUAUCCAUCUUAUAUGUGAUUGGCUACAUUUUUAAGGCAGAGGGAGAAGAGAAUCUUAAUUUUAUGCUAUGAGUAAUGCUAUUGAUAAGAGUACAAUUAAAAUUGUUUUUUUUUCAACAAACAAACAAAAUGCAUGUGAAUUAACUAUCACAGACUACUUCAGAACUGUGCCUGAUUUAUAUGUACUGACUGGGAAACUGAUAAUAAACACAUACUAAAAAUAUGA